This is a messenger RNA of Aspergillus pseudoviridinutans, 858 nucleotides long. Its product is annotated as putative integral ER membrane protein Scs2. Gene Ontology annotation, biological process: endoplasmic reticulum membrane organization. The transcript has 7 exons. The record is from RefSeq and is a predicted model, not a curated record. Bases 1 to 858 code for a protein of 285 amino acids. Gene Ontology annotation, molecular function: FFAT motif binding. Gene Ontology annotation, cellular component: endoplasmic reticulum membrane; plasma membrane. NCBI's taxonomy places the organism in Eukaryota, Fungi, Ascomycota, Eurotiomycetes, Eurotiales, Aspergillaceae.
AUGUCCAUUCUUCUGGAACCGCCUGAGUUGGGGUUCAAACGCCCUUUCGAUCGCGAAGUCUGCGAGAUUCUACACUUGAGCAAUAAUAAUUCAGAGCCCGUGGUCUUCAAGGUCAAAACAACCGCUCCGAAACACUACUGCGUUCGCCCUAAUUCAGGACGGAUAGAACCUGGCAAGAAUGUGGAUGUCCAUGUGCUACUUCAGGCGAUGAAGGAAGAGCCUGCGCCUGAUGCCAAAUGCAAAGACAAGUUCCUGGUUCAGACCGUCGCCGUGACUGGUGACAUGGAGUUUUCCAAUGUUUCUUCAAUUUUCGAGAAAGCUUCAAAAUCCUCCAUCCAGGAGCGCAAGAUCCGUGUGAACUGGCUGCCUGCAGAGUCCUCAAACGUUGAGCAGGGGAAGGAGACAAAUGGAAUUAGUGCACCCGAAGAAGAACCCCCUUCCUAUACGUCACCCGGCGCGAACUAUCAAACUCCUGCAGUUGGGGCGGCUUCCACCAAAAUUUCCAAUGACACGUCACCUAUCCCACCGCCAGAUUUCAGCGAGAAGCCCAAGCGGGAUGCGUUCGCCCAACAAUCGAAUGAGGCUUCAGUCACGUCUGCCAAAUCAAACACAUCGGGUAUCCCAGCUUCAGCCGAUGAGCUGAAGACUCAACUUUCGGAGGCUAAUGCUCAGAUUCAAAAACUCAAAGAGAGACUUGCGGACCAGGGAUUGAGACAGAGGAAGAUUGGGGGUGAGAACGAGAAAACAGCGCCUACGAUGCAACAACAGCAGGUUCAACCCGUCGACGCAGGUGUGCCAUUGCAAAUCGUGGCCGGGCUUUGCUUGCUAAGUUUCUUGAUCGCGUACUUCUUUUUCUAG